This is a messenger RNA of Acanthosepion pharaonis, 1482 nucleotides long. The record is from the annotation of a GenBank genome assembly. Lineage: Eukaryota; Metazoa; Mollusca; Cephalopoda; Sepiida; Sepiidae.
AUGAAAUCACAGGUAUCCUUUCCUCUGUUUUUAUUGCUACUCUUUGCGCUCAUUUAUUGUCAUUCUCUUUUUAUUGCUACCCUUUGCUCUCAUUUAUUGUCAUUCUCUUUUUAUUGCUAUUCUUUGCUCUCAUUUAUUGUCAUUCUCUUUUUAUUGCUAUUCUUUGCUCUCAUUUAUUGUCAUUCUCUUUUUAUUGCUAUUCUUUGCUCUCUCAUUUAUAGUUAUUCUUUUUUAUUGCUAUUCUUUGCUCUCAUUUAUUGUCAUUCUCUUUUAUUUACCCUUUGCUCUCAUUUAUUGUCAUUCUCUUUUUUAUUACCCUUUGCUCUAAUUUAUUGUCAUUCUCUUUUUAUUGCUAUUCUUUGCUCUCAUUUAUUGUCAUUCUCUUUUUAUUGCUAUUCUUUGCUCUCAUUUAUUGUCAUUCUCUUUUAUUGCUACCUUUGCUCUCAUUUAUUGUCAUUCUCUUUUUUAUUGCUAUUCUUUGCUCUCAUUUAUUGUCAUUCUCUUUUUAUUGCUACCCUUUGCUCUCAUUUAUUGUCAUUCUCUUUUUAUUGCUACCCUUUGCUCUCAUUUUUGUCACUCUUUUUAUUGCUAUUCUUUGCUCUCAUUUAUUGUCAUUCUCUUUUUAUUGCUAUUCUUUGCUCUCAUUUAUUGUCAUUCUCUUUUAUUGCUAUUCUUUGCUCUCAUUUAUUGUCAUUCUCUUUUAUUGCUACCCUUUGCUCUCAUUUAUUGUCAUUCUCUUUUUAUUGCUACCCUUUGCUCUCAUUUAUUGUCACUCUUUUUAUUGCUAUUCUUUGCUCUCAUUUAUUGUCAUUCUCUUUUUAUUGCUAUUCUUUGCUCUCAUUUAUUGUCAUUCUCUUUUUAUUGCUAUUCUUUGCUCUCAUUUAUUGUCAUUCUCUUUUUAUUGCUACCCUUUGCUCUCAUUUAUUGUCAUUCUCUUUUUAUUGCUAUUCUUUGCUCUCAUUUAUUGUCAUUCUCUUUUUAUUGCUAUUCUUUGCUCUCAUUUAUUGUCAUUCUCUUUUUAUUGCUACCCUUUGCUCUCAUUUAUUGUCAUUCUCUUUUUAUUGCUACCCUUUGCUCUCAUUUAUUGUCAUUCUCUUUUUAUUGCUAUUCUUUGCUCUCAUUUAUUGUCAUUCUCUUUUUUGCUACCCUUUGCUCUCAUUUAUUGUCAUUCUCUUUUUUUAUUGCUAUUCUUUGCUCUCAUUUAUUGUCAUUCUCUUUUUAUUGCUAUUCUUUGCUCUCAUUUAUUGUCAUUCUCUUUUUAUUGCUACCCUUUGCUCUCAUUUAUUGUCAUUCUCUUUUUAUUGCUAUUCUUUGCUCUCAUUUAUUGUCAUUCUCUUUUUAUUGCUACCCUUUGCUCUCAUUUAUUGUCAUUCUCUUUUUAUUGAUACCCUUUGCUCUCAUUUAUUGUCAUUCUCUUUUUAUUGCUAUUCUUUGCUAUCAUUUAUUGUCAUUCUCUUUUUAUUCCUAGUCUUUGUACAAUGA